AUGGAGCUAGCUCCAAACACAAAAUCUGGACUCGAUUGGUCAGCGCAGUUUUUUGCCGCAGACGUCAGAUUAUCUAAACUUCAGUCCUCCUUUCAAAGACCAUGGCGUUGUUUGUCGCCAAAAAGUAUCGCUGCGAAGCACAAAGACCUCAUCCAUGAUGUUGCUUUUGACUUCUAUGGCCGCCGGAUCGCCACUUGUUCCACUGACCAGAGUGUGCAGGUUUGGGACCUAGGAGAAGAUGGCGAAUGGCACUGCACAUCAGCCUGGAAGCAUCACAGUGGCUCAGUGUGGAGGGUUACCUGGGCCCAUCCAGAGUUUGGUCAGGUGCUGGCUUCCUGUUCGUUUGACCGCACAGCUGUGGUCUGGGAGGAGAUUGUUGGUGAGUCCAAUCCAAAUGAGAAGGGCCAGAGCCAUUGGAUUAAGCGAGCAGCACUGGUGGACAGCAGAACCUCGGUCACAGAUGUGAAGUUUUCGCCACGACACCUUGGCCUCCAGCUUGCAACUUGUUCAGCUGACGGUGUGGUGCGUUUUUAUGAGGCUAGUGAUGUGACAAACCUAGCGACAUGGAGUGCACAGGAAGAGAUACAGACUAAGCUGAACUGUAGCUGCCUGUCGUGGAACCCAUCAAGGGUGCAUCCUCCCAUGAUUGCCGUAGGAAGUGACGAUUCCAGUCCCUCCAGUGGCGGCAAGGUCCAGAUAUAUGAAUACAAGGAGAACGAGAGGAAGAAGAAAUGGCACAAAACAGAUACGCUCAUGAGCAUCACCGAGGCUGUGCACGACUUGGCCUUUGCCCCCAACCUGGGUCGCUCCUACCAUGUCAUCGCCGUGGCAACUAAAGAUGUCCGCAUUUUGACCCUGAAACCUCUGAGACGCGAUGGCACCACAAUGGGAUCCAUUGGACUGGACAUCAAACAGCCAGCUCAACUAGAUCAUAACAACCAACAGGUAUGGCGAGUGAGUUGGAACGUAACGGGCACCAUCCUUGCCUCGUCAAGUGACGAUGGCCACGUCAGACUUUGGAAAGCAAACUACCUGGACAACUGGAAGUGUUUCCAGGAAUUGAAGGGGGACGGAACUGCCGUUCCGAUGUCAAUGCCCAAUUUCAAUCGAGAGCAGCAACAGCAGCAGCAGCAACAACACCAGCAGCAGCAGGCAGCAAGCAGUACCAGGCAGAACCCUGCCAACCAGGAAACCAUGUUUGACAGUCGAAUUGGAAGUACACUUACAGCUGGCGGACGGAAAGAACCUACAGUUUCCCGACGACAGACUGCCCCGAAUCCCCUGUCCUCCAAUGGCUACGAGAUCCCUCGCACCAGUCCUGGUCUUCACCAGAAGUACUACGGAACACCGUGACGCGCGCAACGCCGACCAUAGGUCCUGUAACAGCGCUGGAACGAAACCCCGAAUAAACCGGGUCGCGCCCGCGCUGGGAGAUGGUGCUGAUGUUGGGGCAAUCAAGAAGAAAAGACUGAGAGAACUGUCAGAAUUCCUGGUCACUAAGACUAAGAAUUGUUCAUAAUGUCCGUUGUAUUUUUGAUUGAGAAUUUUAUGUAACAAUCAUUGUGGCCUUGUAAUGUCAUAUGUUUUAAUCGUAACUGAAUUCUAUUCGCAAGCUCCCUUUCUAUGUUCAUCCUGGGAGGGAAUAAAAAACAUCCCAAACCUAACUCAAUUAUUCACAAUAAAACUCAACACUUAGUUGUCAUUAUACGGUUGCCUGAAAUCUUGGUUUAAAUUAACGGUAUUCAGAACAAGGGCAGAUCUAGGGGGCCAACGGGGGCCAUGCCCCCCCCAAAAAAAGCACCACAAAAUUCUAUUUUUGAACAAUAAUGGGAGGAAGGUAUUUCUUUCAUUUUCUCCUUUGCAAAUGCGUGAAAAAAUCCCCAAAAUACAGCCUCGUCCCUCAGAGAAACCAUAAAUUGUUUACGUGAACAAAACAAGACAAAAAACCCCACCAAUUUUGAGGCCCCCUAAAAAAUGAGUGUUGCCCUCAGCAAAAUCAGUUCUGGAUUCAUCCUCGGUUCAGCUCUCAAGUUGACUACACAAUGGGGCCAAUCCUUUCCAACAGUUGAAACAAACCUGCUGAAAUUAACCAAUCACUGAGAUUGUUUCACACCACUUAUGUGUGAGAAACAUUGACCAACCCUUUACUCCAUACUCUUUUACAAUUUUGAGUCGUUUGAUUUGCUUGCAAGAUGUUAUUUUAAAAUGGUUUAUAUUUUGCUUUCAGGCCUUUGUAGAAUGUUUCUUUCUCCUUUGAUUCAUCAUACCAGGGACCAUCGGGAAACUCAGGUGUAAACAUUGUUAACACGAUAAAACAAAAUUGCCCUGAAUUCGACAAAUCAGCUCAUGGGAAGGGACCAUCAGGGAAACAAUUUUGGCACGAUUUCAAUUACCAACAAUUUUGUACUAUAUAUAAAUCAAAUUGAUAAUAGCAUUUUGACGUUUCCUCGUUUUUACACGUAUGGAGCAUUUGUUGAUAUCGUAGUUGUCAGAGGACCCAGAACACAACCACUCGUCUCGUUACCGUCAUACACAUUCAUAGUCUGUUUUGCAAAAACACUAGGAUUUUGCAUAAUCAUGACGUCUGCAGAGUUCAAAGCUUUCACGAUCCGUUCUUGUAAAUGUUUGAUUUCCGUAUCUUGACAUUCAUGUAGGUUCAUCAACAAAUUUUGAGCUCAUAGAAUAGGCCUAUGCCAGUCUAUAAAAUACCGUGCAAUUCGGGACUGGUUUUACGAAUAAUCAGACGAUUUUGAGUCAGUUAUAUUUAGAGAGACGAUGAACAAUGCUCAUAAUGCUUUCUUCUACUUGCUACCUUUUUUAGUGUAGUACAAGUAAAUGUGCGUGGUGUGGAAAUUUUCUCCCAGACACACCCAAUCCAUCCCAGUUCCCAUCUCCCAAAAUGAAAUUAUCAAAUUUAAUGUUAAAUUGUCACAGUGAGUGGCAAAUCGCCUACAAAAAUUGCAUAAAUGGCGAGGCGCUCUGAGGAUCACGUUCACUCAAUUGACCUUUAUUUGCUAUUCCCAAACCAGGCGGUGGUUUGGUUAAUUUUGAUGUUUUUAACUGUUUUUUACUUGUUCAUGUUCAACCGAAGUGAAAAAGUUAUCUGGAAAAGUUGUUUUCGUCGCUGGCAAGGGAAGUUGUGGAAUUUACGUCGUUCGUGUGCCAUUAAUAAUAGUUUACAGUUUAUCAAAACAAUCAAAAUGUGUUAACAGCCUUACAAUUCUCUAUAAUUCAUUGUCCUGUCUAUAUAACAUGACAUUUUAAUUCCUUUGUUCGUAUGACAGUGACUUGGGAGUGAAACAUUAUUUACCUGUUGC
Molecule: messenger RNA, 3317 nt
Organism: Acanthaster planci (crown-of-thorns starfish)
Lineage: Eukaryota; Metazoa; Echinodermata; Asteroidea; Valvatida; Acanthasteridae
Gene: seh1l
Product: SEH1 like nucleoporin
Biological process (GO): cellular response to amino acid starvation; positive regulation of TORC1 signaling
Cellular component (GO): nuclear pore outer ring; Seh1-associated complex
Molecular function (GO): protein binding; structural molecule activity
Source: RefSeq, a predicted model, not a curated record